UUCUCCCCCCCGCCCCUCCCGUCGCCAUGUCCUCCCCUCAGGACUCGCCUCACCACAACAAUAACAACAACCUGCCGCCUGAGGGGACGCCUGCCGAGCCGGGCCUGAACAGCUCCUGGGUAGAGCUGCAGAUGAACGGAAAUGGCAACGACAAUGGCAAUGCAAAAAAUGGGGGGUUGGAACAUGUUCCUUCUUCAUCUUCCAUUCAUAAUGGAGACAUGGAAAAGAUCCUUCUAGAUGCUCAGCAUGAAUCAGGACAGAGCAGUUCAAGGGGUAGUUCUCACUGUGACAGCCCAUCUCCUCAAGAAGAUGGACAGAUAAUGUUUGAUGUGGAAAUGCAUACAAGUAAAGACAAUAGUUCUCAGUCUGAAGAGGAAGCUGUAGAAGGAGAAAAGGAGGUGGAGGUCUUGAAGAAAAGUGCUGACUGGGUAUCAGACUGGUCAAGUCGUCCUGAAAACGUUCCUCCCAAGGAGUUUCACUUCAGACAUCCUAAACGAGCAGUAUCUUUAAGUAUGCGCAAGAGUGGAGCCAUGAAGAAAGGUGGCAUUUUCUCAGCUGAGUUUUUAAAGGUUUUCAUACCAUCUCUGUUCAUAUCUCAUGUUUUGGCUUUGGGACUAGGCAUCUACAUUGGAAAACGACUGACCGCACCUUCAGCUAGCACAUAUUGAAAGAAGCUAUGCACAAACCCUGGAAAUCCUUGUGAGGUGUGAAGGUGUUGAUGUCACACUAGUACAUUUGAACGUGACAAUUUUGAGCAUGACCCUUCCCAGCCUCCACCUUGUCUUUACAUAUCCAGGUUCCAGUAACUCUUGGAAUUCAGUAUUGUAUUGGAACUCUGUGGGGAUAUUUUCACUAGUUUCCGCUCUCCCUUUUCCCAGCCCAUCCCCACACCCUGCAAGACACAUCAGAAUUGCCUAACAGAGUUUACAAUUGCCUAUACGUUGCAAGGGCUUCUUUCAGUGCAAAAUGCCACCAGCAAAUUAUAAUUUUAUCAGUGAAGCUGUUGCCUCCUCUUUACUGCAGCAAGAAAUAAUCUGCACAGUGUAUGAGUGAACUGUUUAUAACAAUCUCCUCUUA
This is a messenger RNA of Euleptes europaea (tarantolino), 1077 nucleotides long. RefSeq names its product BCL2 interacting protein 3 like (gene BNIP3L). Lineage: Eukaryota; Metazoa; Chordata; Lepidosauria; Squamata; Sphaerodactylidae. The coding region runs from base 27 to 668 and encodes 213 amino acids. Gene Ontology annotation, cellular component: mitochondrial outer membrane; nucleus; mitochondrial envelope. The transcript has 6 exons. The record is from RefSeq and is a predicted model, not a curated record. Gene Ontology annotation, biological process: mitochondrial outer membrane permeabilization; positive regulation of apoptotic process; defense response to virus.